UAUGAGUAGAUCUUUUGGAGACUAUGUUGCAUCAACUGUUGGAGUAAGUUGUGAACCUGAGAUAAUUCAUUAUAGAAUGAAUUCUAAUUUUGCAUUCUUAGUUGUUGCAAGUGAUGGAGUAUGGGAAUUCUUUUCUAAUGAUGAAAUCUAAAAAAUUAUUGUCUAGAAUUGGUAACAAAAUAUGACAGCUAAAAAAUUAACCGAGAUUUGCGAUCAUAUUAUUAAACUAUCUACAUAAAGAUGGCAUUAAGAAGAUGAAGUAGUUGAUGACAUUUCAAUUAUAAUUGCUUAUCUCUAAAAACCAUGA
Messenger RNA from Paramecium sonneborni, 307 nucleotides. Lineage: Eukaryota; Ciliophora; Oligohymenophorea; Peniculida; Parameciidae. The record is from the annotation of a GenBank genome assembly.